This is a messenger RNA of Naegleria lovaniensis, 600 nucleotides long. RefSeq lists its product as uncharacterized. The transcript has a single exon. Bases 1 to 600 code for a protein of 199 amino acids. Lineage: Eukaryota; Heterolobosea; Eutetramitea; Acrasida; Naegleriidae. The record is from RefSeq and is a predicted model, not a curated record.
AUGCAAAGUGGCAAAAACGAUGUGCCACUUGCAAAAUCAAAACAAACCUCUUUGAAUUUUGGCAAUAUUAGACAGAUAGUGAGGGAAGUGAUUUUAAGAAUGUUGAACGCAUCAUCGUCACAACAUCCAUCCUCGGAAGGUAGAUCCAUUUCGGAGGAAGAAUUAUUAUCAUCCUCAACCAUUUCCAAUCAAGAUAAAGCAUUGAUUGAACAAUUAUUUACAUCAUCAAAAUUACAAAACAAUUUACAUCGAUUACAAUUAAAGAAAGAACAAUUAACAAAAGAAUUGGAAAAGAAUCAACAUGAAUUGCUUGAGAAAGGCACAAGAAAUUUUAAUAUCGUAGAAUUACAUCGGAAGCAUUGUAGUAAUGGUGUUGUGUUUUCUGGAAAUCAAAUACCAAUGAUUGUGAAUAGAGGAGCCAUUGAAAUGCAUACCACGUCUGCUGAUUCAACAUUGUUUGCCAAUAACCAACAUGACCUUCAUCAACACAAUGUAUCACGUACAGUUGAAACUAUAAUCGGUGGAAGCAAACAUGUUGUGUUCAGUGUGGUGCUUGGAAUAUUGAGAUUUCUGCUACGUUUAGUGUUACAUUCGAGGUAG